Molecule: messenger RNA, 1021 nt
Organism: Tribolium madens (black flour beetle)
Lineage: Eukaryota; Metazoa; Arthropoda; Insecta; Coleoptera; Tenebrionidae
Gene: kune
Exons: 2
Coding region: 45-707 (220 amino acids)
Biological process (GO): regulation of tube size, open tracheal system; septate junction assembly
Cellular component (GO): membrane; septate junction
Source: RefSeq, a predicted model, not a curated record
CUAGUUUUGCUAACCACCCCAACUGUCAAAACCAAAACGUAAAAAUGGCGAAAACAAAAACAGGCAUUUGUGCUGUUAUCUUAUCAGUAGCAUCCUUCUUUUUUAUUUUAACCGCGUUCUGUUCCGGUUAUUGGCUCGUCAACGACGGCAAGAUCUCCAACCCGAAAUUCCUCCGUAUAGGUUUAUGGGAGGUCUGUUUUGAUAAAUUCGAAGAUUUUAGACACCACUACGACAACCAGUUUACUGGCUGUUGGUGGGUGUUUGAGGAAGAGUAUUAUAUAAUUCACGAUUUCCUCCUGCCUGGCUUCUUCAUUGCCACCCAAUUCUUCUUCACACUGUGCAUGACUUUAGUUCUAGUGGCUGUAGCCCUGACGUGGAUUUACUGUUUCUGCAGCCGAGACCACGACAAAUACAUUAUUUUAUUAAUGAGCAAUGCGUUAAAUCACUGGAUCGCUGGUUUGUGUGGCUUUAUUUCAGUCAUGAUAUUUGGAUUGAAUGGAGACAGAAGAGAUUGGAUGCCUUACUGGCAACACAACGAUUUAGGUUGGUCUUACGCGUUUGCCGUUGUGGGAUCCUUACUUUUGUGGCCUGCGGGGGCCUUAUAUCUAGCUGAGGGGCGACGAGCCCGUUACCGCCAAAUGGGACACUCAAGACCUGCCUCUGAAUACAGUGUUGACGUCCCCAAAUCGUCACACACCGACAUUUAAACUCAACGAAUUUAGUUGCAAUUUUUAAGUUGUGUAAGCUUGAUUUGAAAUGUACACAAAGAUUUUAUUUUAGUAUUAAGUGUCUCAUAAAUAUUUUCAUUUGUAUUCCGUCCGACGAAAGCACAUCAAAUGAUUGCCUUGACUAGUAUAUAGAAUACCAAUACGAGUAUUGUAUUUUUUAUAUAUUUAUAUUUCAAGUUUUUUUUACGAAAGUAAUUGUUAAUUGUAGUUGUAGUAAGUGUCUGACACUCUUCAUAUUGUACAAACUCGUUUAACGCCAAUAAAAUUAUUAAAAUAAACAAAAUAUGGGAAAA